AUGGUGAUCCCAUCCCCUUUGCCCAGAACAAACGUUCCUAACAGCACAUCAAGGAAUUCAACCGUCCUGUCCUCGGGGACAUAUUGGGACCAAUUUGAAGAGAUUGGAAAAUAUAAUGCCAACUUCAAUGUCGCAGAGAGAUUGUGGGCAGCCUGGUAUGCAUGGAUGCAAAAUGAUGUCCUAGCCACUGGAAUCAUGUCAUUCGUCAUGCAUGAAGUGGUUUACUUUGGUCGAUCACUACCAUGGAUUUUCAUUGACACAUUGGGCUACUUCAAUCGAUACAAAAUCCAGGGUAACAAGACUCCAUCGCUUCGGGAACAGUGGGACUGCGCAAAAUUUGUGCUCCUAAGUCAUUUCACUGUUGAAUUGCCUCAGAUCUGGCUCUUUCACCCACUGGCACAGUUCUGUGGUCUGUCAACUUCAAUCCCUUUCCCUUCCAUCUGGACCAUGGCAUAUCAAAUUGCCAUCUUCUUCGUUAUGGAGGAUACCUGGCAUUAUUUCUCCCACCGUGCGCUUCACUGGGGCCCUCUUUACAAAGCCAUUCACAAAAUCCACCACCAAUAUUCGGCGCCAUUUGGCUUGGCUGCUGAAUAUGCCUCGCCAAUUGAGGUGAUGAUCCUAGGAUUUGGAACUAUUGGAUGCCCAAUUGUUUGGUGCGCUAUGACAGGCGAACUACAUAUCCUGACCAUGUACAUCUGGAUCGUGUUGCGCUUGUUUCAGGCUAUUGAUGCACACAGUGGUUAUGAAUUCCCGUGGAGUCUCCAUCAUUUCCUCCCCUUCUGGGCUGGUGCUGACCACCAUGAUCUUCAUCAUGAAAAGUUCAUCGGCAACUAUGCUAGCAGCUUCCGUUGGUGGGAUUACGUUCUGGACACAGAGUACACCCCAGAUGCGCUGAAGCGGCGGAGGGAGAAUAAGGCCAAGGUUUCAAAAGCCCAGUAG
Molecule: messenger RNA, 939 nt
Organism: Penicillium paradoxum
Lineage: Eukaryota; Fungi; Ascomycota; Eurotiomycetes; Eurotiales; Aspergillaceae
Product: sterol desaturase family protein
Exons: 3
Coding region: 1-939 (312 amino acids)
Biological process (GO): ergosterol biosynthetic process
Molecular function (GO): C-4 methylsterol oxidase activity; iron ion binding
Source: RefSeq, a predicted model, not a curated record